Messenger RNA from Bradysia coprophila, 1817 nucleotides. RefSeq names its product cytochrome P450 4d1-like. The record is from RefSeq and is a predicted model, not a curated record. Gene Ontology annotation, molecular function: iron ion binding; oxidoreductase activity, acting on paired donors, with incorporation or reduction of molecular oxygen; heme binding. Lineage: Eukaryota; Metazoa; Arthropoda; Insecta; Diptera; Sciaridae.
UUUUUCCGUGUCAAUAUCGUUUUUGUUAUUGUGUUAGAAAUUAUUGGUCUUGUCGUUAUUAUCUGAUUUGCUAAAGUUCUCUAUUUACAUAGAAAUAUGAAGAAAAAAAAACGGGUUAAGCGAAACUGGUAUUCGAUUUAAAACCCAAAUUCGACAGAAACGGUACGGAACUAGACAUUUAUCAACUAGUGAUUGGACGUGACCUUGAUAAAAAAAAAAAGAAGAAAUUAUCAAAAAAAGCGAAUUAAAAAUUCGGCUAAUCAGUGUUCGCUGUACCUUUAAACGCAUUACAUCAUAGCACAACCGAGAAUUGUUGUCGCCGAAAUGGAUUAUUAUUAUUUAGCCACAGCGAUACUCGUUGCUAUCAUCUACUACUACAGAAAGUACAUGAAAAUAGUUGAGUCGGUGAAACAUAUUCCGGGACCACCGAUACUUCCGUUUGUCGGAAACGCGCUAAAGUUUAUCGGAAAGACUCCUAGUGAUUUGGUAACGAUGGGCGAAGAAAUGAUCGAGAAAUACGGUCACUUCAUUCGCAUACUACUCGGACCGAAGAUCAUCAUUGUUAUGUCGACUCCCGAAGACAUUGAAUCGUUUUUAGUGGACGGUAAAACGAUGGAAAAGUCCGAAGAAUAUGAAUACACGAAAGACUGGAUCGGCGAGGGACUAAUUACAUCGACUGGUCAGAAGUGGUUUUCGCGGAGAAAAAUCAUUACGCCCGCAUUUCAUUUCGGUAUUUUACAAUCGUUUGUCGACACAUUCGAUUGUAAUGGGGAUAUUUUCGUGGAGAAAUUGAAAAAUCGACAAUCGAUUGACAUUUUUCCGUUUGUCGUACUGUAUGCGCUGGAUAAUAUUUGUGAAUCUGCAAUGGGUACGAAAAUCAAAGCUCAAUCAAAUUUGAAUUCGGACUAUGUAAAAGCUGUAGAAGAGAUAACCAAGCUGAUCACAAGGCGCCACCUCAUUUUACCAUUGCGAAAUGAUUUCGUGUUUAAAAUCACCGGUUUCCAAGCAAAGCAAAAGAAACUGCUGAAAACAUUGCAUGGAUUCACUGACAGUGUAAUAAUUGCACGACGUGAUGAGAUUAUCAAAAAUAUCAACAACAGUGGCACGAACGUCAAAAGCAGCCUCAUUGAUAUUUUACUUAAGUCUUCGAUCGAUGGCAAACCGCUCAGCAAUCUCGAUAUUCGAGAGGAAGUCGAUACAUUCAUGUUUGCUGGUCAUGAUACCGUUAGCAGCGCCAUCUCUUUUACCCUGUACAAUAUUGCCAGAAAUGCAGAAAUUCAGAGAAAAUUGUUUGAGGAAUUGUGUCAAGUUUUUGGAGAUGAUAAGCAACGACCGCAUACUCUGAAAGAUCUUAACGAGCUGCGGUACAUGGAGCUAGUAAUCAAGGAAUCAUUACGGAUUCUCCCACCAGUACCUUUCAUUGGAAGGAAACUCAAAAAGGAUACUGUUGUGAAUGGGAAAUUGUUACCCAAUGGAGCAGAUGUCGUGAUAGCUCCGCUGCUGAUGGGACAAAAUUCAUCGAUCUGGAAGGAUCCUCUUUCGUUCAUACCAGAACGCUUUGAAUUGGAUAAUAUGUCGACAUUGAGCCCAUUCAGUUUUAUGUCGUUUAGUGCUGGACAGAGGAACUGUAUUGGACAAAAAUACGCCAUGCUUGAGAUGAAAAGUCUUGUAUCGAAAGUUCUGAUGAAUUUCGAAAUUGAAGUUGAGCCGGGUUUUAAAUUAGGUCUAAAGCCGGUAAUUGUUUUGAAGCCCACUGGUGGUAUUAAACUGAGGUUGAAGGAUAAAUAAAUGGUUGAAUCAAAAUUGGUUUUCGGCUC